CUCCACUACCAGCACCCAACAAGAUGUUUCCCACUCGCGCAUUGCUAUCGCGCUCCGUCUGGAAGGGCCCGAAUAUCGUCCCUCUCCCCCUUCCGCGCAAACUGCCCCCUCCGCCGGGAACUCCGCCGAUCAAGACGCAGAAGCGCGGCGCGACCAUCCUGCCUAACUUCGUGGGCCUGCGGUUCUCGGUGCACAACGGGAAGAAUUAUCAGGAUGUUAUAAUCACGGAGGAGAUGGUGGGGAGGAAAUUGGGUGAAUAUGUGCCUACCCGCAAGCGUUUCACCUACAAGCAGUCCAAGAACAAAUAGACUCAUUCCUAUUUGUACUGGGUGUCUUGCUCGCUAUUGCAUUCCUCUGUUUGUGCUGUCGGUGGAGUUCUUUUCUUUUAUAUUUUCCCCAUAUCUGUCUUCGACGGAUACGUGAGGUCCACCCUGUAUCCUGAUUCUGGGUCAGGACUGUGGCAGCAAACCUGGCCAUCGGCUUGGACUUGCAUGGUCUUGUUUUACUGGCGUUUUCAUCCUAUUUCCUUUUUUGCCUGAUGUAAAUCUAUACAGUGUGUUGCAUGUAAAUUAGCUGUCAAAUGUG
Messenger RNA from Aspergillus campestris IBT 28561, 585 nucleotides. Its product is annotated as mitochondrial 37S ribosomal protein uS19m. Gene Ontology annotation, molecular function: RNA binding; structural constituent of ribosome. The transcript has 4 exons. NCBI's taxonomy places the organism in Eukaryota, Fungi, Ascomycota, Eurotiomycetes, Eurotiales, Aspergillaceae. Gene Ontology annotation, biological process: ribosomal small subunit assembly; translation. The coding region runs from base 24 to 308 and encodes 94 amino acids. Gene Ontology annotation, cellular component: ribosome; cytosolic small ribosomal subunit. The record is from RefSeq and is a predicted model, not a curated record.